ACAAAAGUUUGGAAAUAAUGGCGGAGGGCAGUGGCGCGAAGGUUCGCUGCAAGCAUGAGUAUGGAUUGAAUCUAACCUUAGAGGAAGUUUUCCGCCGGGUAGAUAGCAUCUUUGACGCGCAACCACUCGAAGAAAAGCGACUUUUGGAACUCAAGUCAAGCUUCAAAACGAUAUUCAGCGAGACUUAUCGCUUCAACAGCGAGAUCCCCGAGAUCAGCGACGGCGAGGCGGCAGCGACUCCGGGUGGGGGCAACACCGGGGUCUACCUGGAGGAAAUCGUGGAGAAAAUGCUCCAGGAAGUCGUGCAGAAGCGCAAGACGUAUCCGCCACUGGUGAAGAAGCGCAACCAACAAGUGCUGGCUGAGGACCUGCAACGACGGAUGGAGAGGCUGGAGGUGGCCACGGCGAUUCUUUCCUUGCCACCAAGCUACAAAGACCAGGACAUCUUGGAAAAUGUUUCGGACAAGGACGGUACGAUGAUGACAUGGUGAUACCUUUUUUAGUUUAUGAAGCUUUACUUAAUAAUAAAUUUUGACUAUAAA
Messenger RNA from Ixodes scapularis (black-legged tick), 542 nucleotides. RefSeq lists its product as uncharacterized. Bases 18 to 491 code for a protein of 157 amino acids. The record is from RefSeq and is a predicted model, not a curated record. The transcript has 3 exons. NCBI's taxonomy places the organism in Eukaryota, Metazoa, Arthropoda, Arachnida, Ixodida, Ixodidae.